This is a messenger RNA of Dermacentor silvarum, 3851 nucleotides long. RefSeq lists its product as uncharacterized. Gene Ontology annotation, molecular function: DNA binding. The coding region runs from base 2555 to 3199 and encodes 214 amino acids. The record is from RefSeq and is a predicted model, not a curated record. Lineage: Eukaryota; Metazoa; Arthropoda; Arachnida; Ixodida; Ixodidae. The transcript is spliced from 6 exons.
GGCCUCCCGUUUCCUUUGCAUAUUUUUAUGGCAAACAUUUUUGUUUGCAAUAUAUUCCAUUGUCGCGAGCGGCAAACUGACAGCAAGAAAUUGUUCCGGCGAAUUUUUUCAAAACUCCGGUCAUCAACAGAUCACGAAAAAAAUCCAGUGCUCGAAAAAGUGUACUUUGCCGUUUCAUGGUGUCACUUUGCGUUGGCUACAGCACUGCAUAUAUAAUCAAAAUGAUUCGCUUUUAUUUUCUUAAAUAUUAAAAAAGCGUCAAUAAUUUACACUAAUUUCAUGUUCUGUGAUAUUGCUUAUUUGUCUUUGCAAGCUUGUUCAGGAAGGGCUUUAACCAGCAGCUCUUGAGCACAUCCACAUUGUUGAAGCAAUUAACUUUUUUUUUAGUGUACACGAAAUCCUUCUUUUUUAUUUCAGCAAAUUCACUCCCAUUAUACCCGCAUUCGUAAGAUAUAUUCCAUGUGCCGCUCCUUUGCUUUUCAACCAUAACAUUAUUGAAAUACUUCCACUUUUGCAGAGAGGCUUUCUUUUGACACAUGUGCCUCAUAUUAUGCAUUCAAAUGAUAGCGAAAGGAAUCUGAAGCUUGAAAUGAGCACUUCAAGAGCUUCUCACUCAUAUAAUUUAAAUGUAUGAUGGAAGCUGAGCUGACAAGUGCAGCUUAUCUUUGGCAAUACUGGUAUAAACAUUUUUUUAAGAAAUACAGAUUAUAGGCUUGCUAGUUAAAGGGUUAAUUGGGCAUUUGUGCUGAAAUCCAUGUACACUUAUAAACACAUUUUGUGUGCAAAACAGUUAAGUAUUGAACAUGUGAAAUUUUUUAAGGUACCUAGUUUUUAGGUUUGUGCGAGUAUUUUAACUGUUUCCACUACAUAAUACAUAAGUUCCAAAGAAGAACUUGACAAGAAAAAAGGAAACAAAAGACUGUGUAGACCAAUCAUCCAUCCAUCUGACGUUAAAGUAGAUGGUGCAAGUGAAGCAGACCCACCUGCAUCACAAAAACAGGCCUUCAAACAGGGCAACAAGAAAGCCAGGCAGAUUGAAGCAGACUCAAAGAGAACUGCCUAUAAAAAUAUAUUAAACGAGCACUUAACUAGUGUUUCAAGUCAAAAUGAAGGUGCCCGUGCUAUUCAGGUCGCCAGAAAAAAACGGAAGCAGCCGGAGAGUGAGUCAGGCAGUGGCACUGAUGAUGAUGUCUCCCUUAAAGAAUUGAAGCAUGCCAAGACUGACGCACGUUACUGGCGCUGCCGGUAUGAAGGCUUCUGCAAAAGAAAACACCGAGCUGCAGGGCAUCAAUGAAUAACAGCAUUGAUGUGAAACUUUGAACAAGUCAGUGGUGCUAGUUGUAUCAUUGAUUUGCAGAAUUUUAUGACAUUUUCGUAAUAGGAUUCAAACUAAAUGAUGUUUUGUAUGUCUUUAGUUGUAGAAAUGCUGGAGUCACGCAAAGUAGAGCUUCCUAAAGUGCAGGAGUCUCGUACAGGUUAAGUGCAUUACACUGCAUGAAAUAUUCCACCUUGUUUUUUUUUUUUUUUUUCUGUAAAGGGACCCUGAAAAUAUCUUCACACAUUCAAGGCGCAGUUUAAGUGCUUGAGUUAACCGUGUAAUCUUUACAUGCACAAAUUCACACUCAUAUGCAGAUUUUUGCCAAAUCCCGCUUUCAUGACGUGUAUGAAAGUGACAUCACUUAAGAAAGCAUUCUCAUUGCUUUUUAUUUAUGUCAUCGAAAAGGUCUUUAAUACGACACCGUGCUUAAAUUUCCAAGUAAUGAAAUGUUUAGUUAGUGAAUGAUUUCCCAAGCGAUGUCACGCAAAGCGGGACUUGGAAAAAUCUGCAUAGCGCAAGGGCACUGCAAUGCCAGCGGUGGUGAUUUCUCCACAUGUGAAUUUGUGCAUGUAAAAAUUACAUAGUUAACACAGGACUUAAACUGUGCUCUGAAUAUCCCGAGGACUUCUGCGUUUUUAGUGUGUCUGUAAAAAUUGUUUCAGGGUCCCAUUAUUCAAAUACUUUUCUUAAUUUUUUUUCUUUCUAGGCUUUUCUUAAUUCACUUUGAUUAGUAUUAAAUAUUAUAUGGGCUUGUGGCAGACAACAGUGUCACAUUAUUUUUUCACGUAUUCGACCUGUUAUCCUAGUAAAAGUGCAUGUCUGUCAUCAAUUGUGUUCGUAAAUGUCACCUGCCAAAAGUGAUUUUAUGUGUAUAAAUUAAACGAACAUGUAAAAGAAACUUUAACUAGUUUAUCGAAGCCAACAUUUUUGGUUCAUGUUAGUUUUGCUUCUGUGCUGUUCUACCGUCCAAUUCUCAUUAGGCAUUUGAAAUAAGUGUUGGAUAGCUACAUGUCUGUCUCUUACCUCAUGUCAUGUUCAUGUGAGGACAAUGUAUAAAAACACAAUCUUUCUUUUCAGUGUUCAAAUAAUGGCCCCUUGCAGUGAUGCCUUUAAAUAUCGUGUUUUACUGCACUAUGGCAAGCAUACAUGAAGCCAUAGCCAGUGUUUUAUUUCAAGGCAUGCUCUCAGUUUAAUUGCCUGUAACAUGUUUCUCAAUGGUAGGUGGUAGUUCUCGAGAUGAAAAUUAUCUUGAGGAGUAUGCUGGACUUUGAAGUACCACCUUCCUUGGCCCAAGAAAGCCCCCCAAGCCCAAUUCCAAGCACUAUGACUGGUGACCUGACGAGGCAGCCUGCUGAAGAGCCACUGGCCGCAGCUCACUUACAGGCUGCCACCCAGAAGGCCUUCACCAAUAUUGGCAGUGGUAGGUACCAUGUGACGAAUGGCUUUUGUAUAGGCAGCCAGCAAGCAGAAAAAAUCAUGGCGCAAACGAAGCCAUCCUUAGUGGCAAAAGACAUGGCUCAAGCCAUAUGGGGCCGUGAGGUCCUUUCAAACAGAACAUACGGUGGUAAAUUAGCGCCAAAGGACUACAAAAGCCCAGGUGCCACUGUGAGGAAACAGCUGAGCCCUGAAAAGGUGGCUUUGAUCGUUGAUGCGGUGACACAUUGGGGCUCGCAAAACAACACUUCUGGGAAAGCCACCAUCGACAACAUGUCGACAAUCCUUUCGCAGAAGAUCCCAAGAUGUGAGGAAAAGCCGCCCAAUAGCUGGCUGGCUGGUCUGCCAGCUCCAGCUUUGUUCGAAUGGAGUUUUGGCGUCCUAUUGGCAACGGAAGCAAAUUGUCUGUUGGGGACACUCUUGUACUGGCUAUGGACUUCGCUGUAAAGCAUGGCCUGGCAUGGACUGCUAUUGAAGAUCUUUUAAAGUACCGAAACAAUCUCUUGGGAACUGAUGUACUUCCGGACAGCAAGUACCUCUUCAGGAAAUUCUCUAGAACUUCACCAGAAGAGAUGAAUUUCUUCUGUUGUCCAGUUUGCCAUCGUCUGUUGGCAAAGACAGGUGGGAGCUUAGAAGAGCGUAAUGGAAUGUCUGGGAUGUGUUGUGGAAAGCGCCACACUGGUCGCCAGUUGUCACAAAAAGGCUACUAUUUUGUGAGCUUGCCACUGAAGAAGCAGUUUGCUUCAGUACUUGCAGUGGACACCUUGAGGCAGGAGCUUUACAAGUUUGCGAGUGGCUGGAAAGAUGCAGAAAACAAGAACAGCGAUGUGACAGAUAUCACUGAUGGCGCCUUCUAUAAGCAACAGCGAAAGAAGCUUGGCUGCUGAAAACACGACCUGACAGUGACUGUGAAUGCGGACGGAAGUCCUGUAUUUAAAUCGUCUAAUUAUUCAAUCUGGCCUGUGCACUUGACCAUCAAUGAGCUCUGCCACCACACAUUCACUGGAGCAACAUUAUUUGUGCUUUGUUGUGGUACGGCACAAAGCAUCCAGAUAUGACACUGCUUCUUCAGGCGUUCAUGUUUGGAGAAAAUUAUCAG